CGAACCUGACCUAACCUAAACAUAUCAAUUUAAUAAUGACCUAUUCCUAAGCUUGCUUUCUCUGAUAUUCUAAAAUAUUCUUGAUUCCAUAAAAUGAAAUUUAUACUUUCAGUAUAUUCACUACACUUUGACAUGGAUGAUUACACGAAAGUGAUUUUACUCUGCAUCUCUCAAAUGCUAAGAUACAAAUUCAGUUUUCCUUCAGAGAUGCAGAUGUAAGCUGGGAGCCGGAACACUCCAGUGAAGGCCAUUAAAGUGACGACACACCCCGUCUACCUGCCCAGGACAGGAUGGCGCUGAUUUUCACAGGAAUGUUAGUUAUGUUGGCGGCACUGACUGUCAGCUCAGCCGAUACAUAUCAACAUUCAAGAGAUGAGAGUGUGCCACCCGUGUUGCAGGUGGAACUUAACCUUGAAGAUGUAACUGCUGUUCAACAAAGGUCUAAUGCUGAAGAGCCUCAAGGUCUUCAUUUCCUCACUACCAAUAACAUUUCAUUAGUCAUGGAAUGCAUCAAUGCCAUGAACUCUGCAAGAAAACAUGAACUUUUCUCACACCAAGUGAAAAAGGUUUUGCUUUCUUGCCAAAACAGAAAUAAUGUUGGUCAUUUACGUUCGCGACGAGCAGCAGCAGCAACAAUAACAACAACAACAACAACAACAGCAGCAACAGCUGCAGCAGCAACAGCAGCAGCAGCAGCAACAACAACAACAACAGCAGCAACAGCAGCAGCACCAGCAGGUUACCACGGGAGAGACAGAACUGCUCGAGAAGCCUCAGCGAAAGAUACCUCAAUAUCUUCCAGAAUUUUAUCCUCUCACUCACCAAGACGCCCACAAGGUCCCCCAGUAUCGUCAUCUACGCUCCAGAGACCUCGAUCAACCUUAACCAGCAGCAAAAAGGAAGACAUUUCUCGUACAGGAACAGAAACAGAGCCGACCAAAGCCAGAGCUCCAGUUGGUGCAGCACAACCCAGCCAAAACAUCGCCACUAGUUCAUACACCAGCUUGUAUGCACGAGAACACGGUGGUGGCCACAAGGGACCCGUAUAUGGGUAUAAGGGCCCGAGUUACUAUCCCGCGCCGUAUAAAGGCCCCGCGUACAGUCCCUAUGACUUUCAGCCUAAAGGGUACGCUAAGUUUAACAAGAAGGUUAAGUAUGGUGAUGAUCCGGUGAAGGAGUCUCAAAAAGCAAAAUAUCACGCGGGUUAUGAGGAUCAACCGCAAGCCUACUUUGGAGGCUUUGGUGGAGGAGGCACGGCGGGGUAUCAGAGUGGGGGAGGUGGCUAUGGUGGUGGGGGUCAUGGUGGCGGUGGUUAUGGUGGAGAUCAUGGUGGCGGUAGUUAUGGUGGGGAUCAUGGUGGCGGUGGUUAUGGUGGGGAUCAUGGUGGCGGUGGUUAUGGUGGGGAUCAUGGUGGCGGUGGUUAUGGUGGGGAUCAUAAAGGUAGCAGCUAUGGAGAUGGGGGACAUGGGGGUGGCGGCGGUUAUGGUAAUGACCAUGGGGGUGGUGGUGGUUAUGAUGGUGAUCAUGGUGGCGGUGGUUAUGGGGGUGGUGGUGAUGAUCAUGGUGGCGGUGGAUAUGAUAGUGGUGAUCAUGGUGGCGGCGGAUAUGGGGGCGGUGGUGAUGAUCAUGGUGGCGGUGGAUAUGAUGGCGGUGAUCAUGGUGGCGGUGGAUACGGCGGUGGUGAUCAUGGUGGCGGCAGUCAUGGUGGAGGUGGCUAUGGUGACGAUCAUGGUGGCGGGCAUGGUAAGAUAAACUAUCAACAUAGUGUCCAAUACUACGAAUCAGACAACAAGACUCCUACCACAGGUCACAAAGAACCAACCUCUGUUUACACUGAAGGAUCACCAUCUUACGCCUAUAAACCUACAAUGGGGACUGAUUAUAAAGCACCAACAUACGAAGCCUUAACGCAAAAUUAUAAUGCACCGAGUUACGAAACUCAAAUACAAAGCUAUAAUUCUCCAAAACCGAGUUAUGGUACUCCAAAACCAAGCUAUGAGGCUCCAAAAUCAGGAUAUACAGCCUCUCCGGCGAACUACAAGGCUCCAUCAACAGGGUACAGUGUUCCCUCAGCAGCCUACAUAUCACCUCCAGCUUCGUACAAGCCCAAAGGACCCCAAAUUGAAUACGAAGUCCUUGAUGACCCCUAUAAUACCUACAACCCUAAGGAUGACGUAAAUUUAUCGAGAGAGAACUCACACAGAAGACAGUCAUCUGUAGCAGGAGGAAUUCCACUUAGAAAGCGUCCUGACACUGGAAUCAUAGACACUCCUGGAGCCAUUGGCACUACUGUCUUCAAGCAGUCAAAAAACAACGUGAAUGGUAAUAAAGGUAGAACAGAAGCAGUUGCAGUUGUCAACUCCCCUGGCAAUGAUCCCCCGAAAAACCUAAACGCCUUUGCUAAUUUAUUUGCUGAUUUCGAUAAUGUUUUUGAGGAGCGACUUCGAGCAGACAGACCGCAAGGAACGUCUUAAAAUUUGAAAUAUUUCGCGAAAAUUAAUUCAGCAAACUAAUAACCAAAGAUUAUCGCCUUAAGAAAUUUGUACUGUAAAGACAACUACAGAAUGAGAGCGUCAGUUUGGUGUAAUUUAGGAUGAAGCCUCGAUUACACUCGCUAAAGGUCAAAAAGGCAGCAUGUAAAUUGAAAAAUAAGACACAUGGGCAACAGUUCGGUAUCUUUAUUCCGAAACGUUUCGCCUACACAGUAGGCUUCUUCAGUCGAGCACAG
Cherax quadricarinatus is the source of this 2728-nucleotide messenger RNA. RefSeq lists its product as uncharacterized. The record is from RefSeq and is a predicted model, not a curated record. Lineage: Eukaryota; Metazoa; Arthropoda; Malacostraca; Decapoda; Parastacidae.